GGAAAUCUCCAACUUCUCUCUCUCUUCGCGCGAGUGAAAGACAUCCAAAAGCACGCAGACUUUGUAUUUCCGUUGAAGCUCCAAACUUACUUCAUUCAGUAGCUUUUCGUUCCUUCAGCAGUUCACACCAUCCAACUGAACUUCUCCCAAAAGCAAAUCCAUCCCAACAUCACGUUCUGUGUGUGCAACUUUGGAGUGUUGGGAAAUUAAACCGAGAUUAUCGGAUUACAUCAAUUUCUCCCAUGAAAUCAGAUUGAAUCCAACAACUUUACCUUUUGGGCGAAGGAACUUGAGGACAGACUUUUGUGUCCUUUGCAGAUAUUAAUUCUGUGAUUGCUUUUAAUAAACCUCCCACUGCACACGGUGGAGAAAAUUUGUGCCAAGAAAUUCCUCAAAAGUGAAAAAAAAACAAUUAUUCUCAAAAGCUCCAAGAAUUUUUUCAAAGCUUUCCCAAACCGUUGAAUUUUUAUGUGCGUGAUUUGAUUUGUUUUUUUUUCCGGACAAAAAAAUCGCGAGUGUUCGCUUCGAAAAAAAAAAGUAUUAAAAACUGAUUAAAAAAUAAAAUUGUGCAUUUUCCUGGCCACAUUGAAAAUAUCAAUUGACGUUGGAAACCCUUUUUUGUCCAUCACAUCGAUCAACGCAUUAACUCGACUAAUUGAAAGCACACCCGGCUGGAUUUUGGCUGGCAGGCAAUGAGGAAAUGAUAUUUGGAGGAAAAUCCCUCAAAGUGAGAUCAAGUUGAAAACGCCAACGCAGUGAGAUUUCAUACCGGAUAAAAAAUAUAUAUGUAGAUAAAUUCGCCUAAUGAAAUUAUAGCAUCAAACGCAAUAUAAUCAAAUUUCUUAAGCAAUACCACCCCCAAUCUCCAAGAAGUCUGUGAGGAAUUUGGUCAUUUUGCUUGUGAAGAGGAAAUUUAUUGAAUUUGCUAAGAGAAAAAGAAGAAGGGUUACACAAUUUAUUUGGUGUACUUACCCACGUUGAGAAGAACACCAAAGGAGAUUUGUUGGAAAUCCAGAAGGACACGAGGUCGGUGUAGGAGAUGUCCCAACAUUUGUCAUCAAUGCUUGAGCACCUGAAGCUGGGUGCUCGAAAGAAUUCUCGUGGGGCCGUCGUGGAGAGCAAUGGCACAGGAGGUGGGCAGGUGGGUGUUUGCCCAGGACUCGAUGGGGACACUGACACGGUGGAUUAUGUGAAGUUCAGUCCAGCAAGUAAUGGCACCACCAAUAACAACAACAAUAACCACGUAGGCAAUCUCACAGCGACCGCUCUUGCACCCAUGGCUGUUGGGAAGAGGAAUAGUAUCUCCCUCAAUCAGCCACCCGGGACUAUUGACUCCCUCAAGGCACGUGAUUUAUCGCCAUCGCCACGUGUGGGGCAGCGAAAAUUGUCGGCUGAUUUGAGGAAUCGCGAAGAUGGGGAAUCCACGAAACCUGUGCAAAUUCGACCCGUUAAACUGAAGAAUAUUGUUUCGCGACACGAGACCUUCGACACGCUCCAUCUAAAGUCAACGGAAAAGAUGCAAUGCAAGCCGGAUUGUUGCUAUGGGAGUGUCAUGUUUCCGGCAGUUGUUGGCACUGAGCCCAGGAAGCCGGAAGUUAUUUUGGAGCAUGCCAAGGAUUUUAUGGAGCAAUACUUUACCUCAAUUCGCCGGUACAAAUCACCGGCUCAUGAGGCACGUUGGCAACAGGUGCAGAAAGAAAUUGAGACAAGUGGGAAAUAUCAUUUGACGGAAACUGAGUUAAUUUUCGGCGCCAAAUUGGCCUGGAGGAAUGCAAAUCGGUGCAUUGGUCGCAUUCAAUGGUCCAAAUUGCAGGUGUUCGACUGCCGAUAUGUAACAACUACGAGCCAAAUGUUCGAGGCAAUUUGCAAUCACAUCAAAUAUGCCACAAACAAGGGCAAUAUUCGGUCCGCCAUCACUAUUUUCCCCCAACGUACGGAUGGGAAGCACGACUAUCGUGUAUGGAAUAGUCAGCUUAUCCUCUAUGCUGGCUACCGUGAACCCGAUGGACGCAUAAUCGGUGACCCUGCUAAUGUGGAAUUUACAGAAUUUUGCAUUAAAUUAGGUUGGAAGGCACCACGUGGCGAAUGGGAUAUACUCCCAAUGGUACUUUCAGCCAAUGGACACGACCCCGAGUACUUUGAGUACCCACCAGAUCUAAUCCUCGAAGUACCCAUUACACAUCCCACUUACAAGUGGUUUGCGGACUUUGGGCUUAGGUGGUAUGCUGUUCCGGCGGUAUCGGGAAUGCUAUUUGACUGCGGUGGAAUCCAAUUUACGGGGGUACCAUUCAAUGGUUGGUACAUGUCCACUGAAAUUGGCUGUCGCAAUUUGUGUGACACAAAUCGUCGCAAUAUGUUGGAGCCGAUUGCAACAAAAUUGGGUCUAAAUACACGAAAUCCCGCAUCCCUGUGGAAGGAUAAGACACUGGUUGAGGUGAACAUUGCGGUUUUGCAUUCCUUCCACACGCACGGGGUGACGAUUGUGGAUCAUCACACGGCCAGCGAUAGCUUCAUCAAGCACCUGGAGAAUGAAUCGCGACUACGGAAUGGAUGUCCUGCGGAUUGGGUGUGGAUUGUACCACCAAUGGCCAGUUCAACGACACAGGUAUUCCAUCAGGAGAUGGCAAAUUACUACCUGAAGCCCUCCUUUGAAUACCAAGACUCCCCGAUGAAGACGCACGUGUGGAAGAAGGGACGUGAACAGUCGAAGAAUAAGAAGCCCAAAAGGAAGUUCCACUUUAAACAAAUUGCCAGGGCUGUUAAAUUCACAUCGAAACUCUUUGGACGAGCACUUUCGCGUCGAAUUAAGGCAACUAUCCUGUAUGCAACGGAAACGGGAAAAUCGGAGGCUUAUGCGAAAAAAUUGGUUGAACUCUUUGCACGUGCAUUCAAUGCUGAGGUCUACAACAUGUCCGAAUACGAUGUAUCGUCAAUAGAGCAUGAAGCACUCAUUUUGGUUGUUGCUUCCACAUUUGGCAAUGGGGAUCCACCGGAAAAUGGUGAGUCCUUUGCACAUGAUUUAUAUGCGAUGAAAGUACGAGAAACCGGAGGUAGUGAAUCAAACAACGGAUCCAAACUUCCCUCAUCAUCCAAGUCAUUCAUCAAGGCAAAUUCACGGAAAGACAACAAUGCAGAUGGGCGCAAAAUGGACCGACUUGACUCCCUGCGGGGUGGCUCGAAUGUCCCCACGGAAUCCUUGACGGUGGAAUCCUUUGGGCCACUAUCGAAUGUGCAUUUUGCCGUCUUUGCCCUCGGCUCGUCGGCCUAUCCGAAUUUCUGCGCCUUCGGGAAGUACGUGGACAAUUUGUUGGGUGAACUGGGUGGUGAGCGCAUCAUGAAGCUCGCAACGGGUGAUGAAAUCAGUGGGCAGGAGCAGGAAUUCCACAAAUGGGCCCCAGAAGUGUUCAAAGUUGCCUGUGAGACCUUCUGCUUGGACUCCGAUGAGACAACAUCGUGGAAUGUGGGGAAGCAGACACUCACAGACAGUACGGUGCACUUUACAGAGGUCAAAAAUGCCACCCCCCUGGAUGCAGCCCUCGGGAAAUACCACCAUCGGAAGAUAAUCAUUGGAAAUAUGAAGAAACCCGCCACGAAUCUUCAAUGUGGUGCCAAGGAAAAUUCCGAACGCCUCACAAUUCUCGUGGAGAUUGUCGCAAAUGGGAUUAAUUAUGAACCCGGUGAUCACGUGGGAAUCUUACCUGAAAAUAGACAAGACAUUGUCAAUGGGAUUAUUGAGAGACUAGCUGGAGUUGAGAAUCCCGAUGUACCUCUUCAGUUGGAGAUUCUAACGGAGAAUCACACAUCAAAUGGAAUUGUUCAAUCGUGGGAACCUCAUGAUAAAAUCCCUGCGUGCUCCCUGAGAACCAUGCUCACGCGUUUUGUGGACAUCACAACACCCCCAUCGAGACAAAUCCUCACACUCCUCGCGACGUACUGCAAGGACGCGGAGGAUAAGAAGAAACUGACCAAUUUGGCCAACGAUUCGGCUACAUACGAAGAAUGGCGCUACUACCGCAUCCCACAUCUCCUUGAGGUCCUCCAGGAGUUCCCAUCGUGUCAACCAACAGCUGCAGUUCUCAUUGGGCAGCUAAUGCCCCUCCAGCCGCGUUUUUACUCAAUUUCUUCAUCCCUCAAAAAGUACAACAAUGAGGUUCACCUCACAGUGGCCAUCGUUAAGUACCGAACACAGGAUGAAGAUGGACCUGAGCACUUUGGUGUGUGCUCAAACUACCUGAAUGGGCUCAAGGAGAAGGAUAAUGUUUACUUCUUCGUACGCAGUGCAUCCUCCUUCCACAUUCCCAAGGAUAUCACAAAGCCAAUUAUUCUCAUUGGACCAGGAACGGGUAUUGCACCGUUCAGAUCUUUCUGGCAGGAGUGGGAGGUGAAGCAAAUCGAAGGAAUAGCUCCACCGAAAGUUUGGCUUCUGUUUGGAUGCCGCAACAGCAGCGUGGAUCUCUAUCGGGACGAAAAGGAGGAGAUGGUGAAGAAGAAGGUGAUUGAUCGGGUAUUCUUGGCUCUGUCCCGUGAGAAGAAUGUCCCCAAGACCUAUGUUCAGGAUAUCGCUCUCAAGGAAGCGGAUUCAAUCUACCAAUUGCUUGUUGUCGAGCAAGGACAUGUGUACGUGUGUGGGGAUGUUACAAUGGCUGAGCAUGUCUAUCAAACACUUAGAACAAUCAUUGCAAGAAAGGAAGUCAAGUCGGACAGUGAGGCUGAGAAGUUCAUGCUUCAGCUGAGGGAUGAGAAUCGCUACCAUGAAGAUAUCUUCGGUAUCACCCUCAGGACUGCAGAAGUUCACAAUAAAUCACGAGAAUCAGCUCGAAUUCGAAUGGCAUCGCAACCCUAAAAUGGGGAGACGACAACACGCAAUUUCGACGUCAUUUUCUUGUAAUUCUACUUUAAUGGCAUUCCACCUGCGAAUGCUCCACAAGAGGAAGGUAGUUAAAUUAUCAAUUCUACUGUAAACAUUAGUGAGAAGGUAAACGUAACUUUUAAAGAAAAAUAAAACAUUUCAACAUUAAACUCCACAUUAUAUUCCCUCUAACGUCGCUCCUUAACACAUUAAGCACAUCGAAAAUUAUAAAAUUGAAAGUAAUUAAGGUUGGAAAGUUAUAAUAAAGACAUAUUCAAAUUUUAACAAAAUUAUUCAGAUAUUAUUUUUAAUGUUAUCAUUAUAAAAACAACAAGGUACUAUACGCAAAGGGAAAAUUAUUUAAGAAAGGGGUUAAAUGUUUGAAGACACAAUGAAAGGAAUUUUCCAUGAAUGAGGGAAAACUCGGAAAAUUUGCAUUGAGUCUCUAUAUAAGAAAUAUUAUUGACAAAACUUUUGUUGCUUUAUAAUAACUGAAAAACAAAGAGAUUUUCUUUGUUAAUUUUGGGAAAAUUAAAGCUUUUUUUUGUAAUUUUUCUUCUUGAAAAAUUGCAUUAGAUUCAUUUUUUUUAUUCUUGGGGAAUUCUUAGAAUUAUAAUUAAAAUUAAGGCUUAAAGUUUAACUAACCUUGCAUUGAAGCUCAAUUGAAAUAUGAACGAAUUAUAAGAAUUUUUGUUUAAACAAUGCCCUCUGAUUGGCUGAAAAAUUAUUGCCAAAUGUUCUCAUUGGCUACUGCGUCACCUCUACGUCACGACGCCUGGUAGUGCUUCACUGCAAGGUUAAUUUGAACAGAAUAUUAGGAGAAUUUCAUAGCAUUAAAAUAUAUUAUAUAAAAUAACCACACAUAAUGUGAUAUGAUAAAAUUGAUAAAAUAUUUGUAGAAUAAUAAUAAAAAGAUAUUCGAAUAUUUUUCUCAAAAUCUUCUCUAAAAAAUUCUCUGAUAAGAAAACUUUAAAAAAAGUGAUUAGGCGAUAACCUAAAAAUGGAUCUAAUGCAAAUUUUAUUUGCUUCAAAAAUUAAACCAAAAAUAAAGAAUGAAAAUAAAAAUACUUGGUGUUGGCCACGAAGUGGAACACCAACUAAUUAUUUCUGUAAGAGCAGAAGAAAAUUAAAUCAGAAAAAAGCUAAAAAUAACCUUCAUUUGGGAGAAUCUCGAGAAUCUCUUGAAAGAAAAAUUUCAAUAAAAAGAAAAUAAAACCUCGAUAAAAUCCACAUAAUGGCAAUUCAAUUAAUUUACAAAGCAAUUAAUUUUGAUGCAGUUGGAAUUUAAGAUAUUGCAAAGUAAACUCUACUAAACAGCACGCAACUUAAUGGAAGGUGGAAGAUGAGAGAAAUCGUGCGUUCUUUAUAAAAAUAGAGAGAAAAGAAUAUCAAUUAAAUAUCACAAGUAGUAAUAG
Lutzomyia longipalpis is the source of this 6264-nucleotide messenger RNA. It is a transcript of the gene Nos, whose product is annotated as nitric oxide synthase. Bases 1040 to 4843 code for a protein of 1267 amino acids. Gene Ontology annotation, biological process: nitric oxide biosynthetic process. NCBI's taxonomy places the organism in Eukaryota, Metazoa, Arthropoda, Insecta, Diptera, Psychodidae. The transcript has 16 exons. Gene Ontology annotation, molecular function: FMN binding; heme binding; NADP binding. The record is from RefSeq and is a predicted model, not a curated record.